Hippocampus zosterae (dwarf seahorse) is the source of this 1205-nucleotide messenger RNA. RefSeq lists its product as uncharacterized. The record is from RefSeq and is a predicted model, not a curated record. Lineage: Eukaryota; Metazoa; Chordata; Actinopteri; Syngnathiformes; Syngnathidae. The transcript has 8 exons. Gene Ontology annotation, biological process: iron-sulfur cluster assembly. Gene Ontology annotation, molecular function: iron ion binding; iron-sulfur cluster binding. The coding region runs from base 50 to 829 and encodes 259 amino acids. Gene Ontology annotation, cellular component: mitochondrion.
GUUGGAUGAGGUAGCUAACGUCACCAUCGUCAUUUUCAAAACAGUUAAGAUGGCGGCGCACAUGAGACGGGCUUUCUGCCCCUUGCUCCGGAUGGCGAGAAGUACCACUCUUAUUCGGUUUCCAGAACGAAUUGGACUUUCAUACCAUACGCACUUAAGCAGGACAGUCCUUCCUGAACCCUGCAACAGAAGCACACACGUCCCAAUACGACAGGUUUCCAUCCUGACUCAAGAUACCCCAAACCCAAGAAGCUUGAAGUUUCUCCCAGAUAAGCCGGUUUUAGGAACCGGGACAUUGGAUUUUCCAUCUCUUAGCUCAACAGAGUGUUCAUCUUUGGCUAGAGACCUGUUUGAAAUCGAAGGAGUGAAAAGUGUAUUCUUUGGCCCGGACUUUAUCACCGUCACAAAAAUAGACGAGGACUUGGAGUGGACGGACAUCAAGCGCAAUGCCCUGGAAGCCAUGGCCAAAUUCUUUGAGAGCGGCGACCCCAUCACAACAGGAGAUGUGCACCCAGAAAGUAGUGUCUCUGAAGAUGACGAUGAAGUGGUGUUGAUGAUUAAGGAGCUUCUUGACACCAGAAUCAGACCAACGGUUCAGGAGGACGGUGGCGACGUGGUCUUCAAGGGCUUUGUGGACGGCACGGUGCAGCUGAAGCUGGUGGGCUCCUGCACAGGAUGCCCCAGCUCCACGGUGACCCUCAAAAACGGCAUUCAGAACAUGAUGCAGUUCUACAUUCCAGAAGUUACGGCGGUGGAGCAGGUGGAAGAUGAAGUGGACGAUGUCAACGCAAAGGUUUUCUCGGAGCUGGAACGCAAAUUACAAGAGUAGUCAUAAAGUUGAUUGACAAAUGUACUGAUUGAUCUUCAAGAAGAAAAAGGAAGAGAGGAACGAAGAAGGGCUGUUGCUGUGCGUUUAUCUGUGCCUGCUAGCUACAGAUAAAAUAAUCGUUUUUACUUUUCUUCACAGAAAUGUCAUGCCCAUAAGGUAAGGAAGAUAAUGUGGCUUGAUUAUACACUUUUUGCUUUAUUGUACCCACAAAAAAAUGGUCCAUUUUGUGAAGUUGUGCCAUUGAAGGCUUAAAAUGUCUUGCUGUAUUUAUUUUCACUGUAUACUGUAUUUUUGGAAGGUUUUUCGCAUUAGUUGAAUGCAGAAUGACGAGGAUGUAAUUCAUGCUUGAGAUAUUAAACAGAUGAUCUAUUGAGAA